Cyprinodon variegatus (sheepshead minnow) is the source of this 2145-nucleotide messenger RNA. RefSeq names its product zinc finger protein 646-like. Lineage: Eukaryota; Metazoa; Chordata; Actinopteri; Cyprinodontiformes; Cyprinodontidae. Gene Ontology annotation, cellular component: nucleus. Gene Ontology annotation, biological process: regulation of transcription by RNA polymerase II. The record is from RefSeq and is a predicted model, not a curated record. The transcript is spliced from 6 exons. The coding region runs from base 112 to 1311 and encodes 399 amino acids. Gene Ontology annotation, molecular function: DNA-binding transcription factor activity, RNA polymerase II-specific; RNA polymerase II transcription regulatory region sequence-specific DNA binding.
UGCUCAUUUCACAGAAGAAAUAUUUUGCUUUUCGGAAGAAGAGCCCAACAAAGCGGCCCUGCUUAUUUUCAACCAGAAAAGUGACAAAAAUAAUAUUAUUGCGAACCGAAGAUGUACGCCAGGACAAACGCGGGCAGCACACAUGGGGACUUUCAGGACAGAAACGGAGUGAACUACGUUUCGUCGACAGAGUCUUUCGGCCACUGCUCUCAAUUGUUCUGGAAAAAGGACCCGAACGAUUCCGGACCGAGUUCUGCCAUCAGCUGGUGCGACCAGCUGCCUCCGUCCUCUGCUGCCCUCUCCAGCUCCAGUCUCUCCUCCACGUCGCUCUCCAGCUCCAGUCUCUCCAUGGAGUCCAGAGCACCGGCGCCUCCUCCCCCGCCGCCGCCGACCACGACGGCCUCCGACGACACGGAGUCAGACGAGAGGCCGUACGUCUGCGACCUGUGCAGCUGCGCCUACAAGCACGCUAGCUCGCUCCUCAACCACAAGCUCACCCACAAGACGGGAGACUUCAAAUGCGACUUCUGCAGCAAGCCCUACACCAACUACAUGUCCCUACGCAACCACAUGCGAAUCCACGGUCAGAAACGCUACAUGUGCGACCUCUGCGGGAAGGCCUUCCGCCUGGCGCGGUACCUAAGGAACCAUCAGAGGAUACACGACGACGGGCCCAACCGCUUCGACUGUCCGUCCUGCUGCAAAAGCUACAGGACCAUGCUGGAGCUGGCGCAGCACCGCUGCAGCGCCGCCGCCUCCAACCAGACUGGCGGUCGUCGAUCCAAUUUCUCUGCGACUCCGCGCCGUCAGCAGCAGCAGCAGAACAAUGCUAACUCGAUGAUGCAGGCGCAGCAUGGAGGACACGCCCAGCAGGAACCGCUACCCUCCCACUGCGUGGCAGCCAUGGCCCAGGGCGGGCAGGGGGGCGCUGUGGCUGGGCAGCCAGUGCCGGACCCUCACCAGCAGGGCCGACCCAGCCCCGUGUCUUCUCAGAGCGGCCAGCAGAGUAUGAGGAGCUCAUCGACCAACAAACACGUCCCGCCCCCUAAUGCCGCCCCGUCCUCCUCCUACUCCCUGCUGCAGCCCCUGGUGCCUGAGGUAAAGGAGAUGAACUCGGGAUACACUAGACUGAGCGCCAACCCCAUGAAGCACCAGGACACUUUCUCCUUGGCCCCCCAGCGGCCGCUCCCCACCAUCAACCCCAUAGGCCACUCUCUACAUCCGAACGGAGGGCCGUCGCUCAAGCCCUCCCCCGUGCCACGGACCAUCCAGGCCAUGCCCUGGGAGCAGCGCUCCCUCUACAAUCAGUGAGCUCCUCCUCGCCAACAACGCAGCCUCUUCUUCCACCCUGCCCCUCCCACACCCACACAUGAGGAUGGAGGACCCCUGAAUGCCCCCCCAACCCCCCCCUCAGCUUUCUGGACCUCUCCUUGGGAAUGCCGUGUGUGGGAAUGGGGGAGGGGCCCCGUUGAGAACUAGUUGAGAUUGAUUUCUAAGUAGUUAGGUUGAAAACAAUGUGUUGCCUUGACCCUCAUGUAUGAUCUAUGCCAUGUACUGGAUAUAAGUUAAAAUGUCUUUACCCCCCCGCCCCACCCCCCCAUCCUGAUGACAAUUUAUCUCCCCUUCCUCUUUUUCCCCCAUAGUUAUGAAAAUAUCUAUCCUUCCCGUUAUGAAUAGUGCUCCCAAACCCUUUUUCCUUUUGUUGAAUGAGGUAGAACGUUUUCUUUUGUAUCAGGAGCCAAUCCCAAAUCCAGAACAAGAACCAAGUGGUUGUAAAAUGUUACAGAUUUCUUCCAGUGCGUCUGUGUUUUUGAUAAAUGCAGAUCCUGGACAGUAAGGAAGGCGAAAGCGGUGUUCCUCUGGCGUGCUGGAGAGCGGCCGCCGUGUAUAUUGUGCAUCAGGAAUCCCGUCAUGUCAAAGCACUGGGACCACAGCUAAAGGGGGCCACGUCCUCGCUGGGCGUUACGACGCGUCUAUGAUUCAAACUGACUGUUACAGAGUUUAGCUACAGAGAUGUACUGCUGCUCCAUCGGCCCUGAUCCUCAGCCAGGGACCCCCGACCAGAGCGGACCGGACUGAGCUCAGCCGCGCGGCCAAAGCCCGGCCUUCAGCUUCAAACCUAGUCUCUGUAUUUAUAAAAAAAAA